Molecule: messenger RNA, 2353 nt
Organism: Misgurnus anguillicaudatus (oriental weatherfish)
Lineage: Eukaryota; Metazoa; Chordata; Actinopteri; Cypriniformes; Cobitidae
Product: interleukin-1 receptor type 2
Molecular function (GO): interleukin-1 receptor activity
Source: RefSeq, a predicted model, not a curated record
AUUUACAGGUAAACAUUUCAGAUGCACUUAGAGGGUUUUGCCUCUGAACUCCUCAUAUACAUCACACAAAUAUAAUUUACAUUUUGUGGAUUUAAAUAAUAUAUUUAGAUUUAUCAUUUCAUAUCUUGAUUUAUGCAUAUAAUUUCAGGCUGUGUCUCUUCUAUACCCUCUACUAUUUAGAUUACAGCUUGCAGAAUUCAGCGUAAGGGGAACUACAAAUGUGUCAAUAAUUUCCUCUUUCCAAAAUGUCUAAACACUGGCAGUUUGUAUUUGUUUUAAGCAUCGCUAUUGCACUAAAAACACCCGGUGAACACACAGCAUGAAUCAAAGUUAAAUCGUUGCAAAUUAAUAUGUACACAAUGUUUUAAAUCCUAGUAUACCAUUUAGAAAUAUGAAAAUACGUGUUAGAUGGCUAUGGUCCAACAGAAACAUCUAUAAAGUAAAUGUUUGGUAUGUUGGACUGGAUUUCGUCAUAUAUCAUAACAGGACAAAAGGAAUGUGUGUUGUCUCCAUCAAAUGCAUGGCAGGAUGUGUCUGUGUUUAUUCUGCUCUAUGUCCGUGACAGAGAAUUGAUCUUAUAUAAUCGGUGUUCUGGUUUGGAAAUGUGGAAUUUCCUCUUACUGGUGACAAACCUUCCUUUACAUAAAAGCAGGGAUUCCCCCCAUAACCUGCUCAUAAAACAGAGACUGCUGACAACGCACCCAUGUCUUUACAGUGCUCUGCUGCUUCAGUCGGGAUCUUCUUUCAUCAUUAUUUUAUCAUGACCAUCAACAGAAAGUGUGUCAUUGACGUCUGUACAUGCAUUAUAAUGCUUUCCAGGGCAUUCUUCAUCAACGCUGCACCCCCUUUAAAAGACAGCUGUGUGGUGGUUGGUCCAGAGAUCCCCGAUCAUCACAUUCAAGAUGAACCUGUUAUCAUAAAAUUCCCAUUUCUUGAAGAUGCAAUCCAAUACAAUAAAGUGCAACUGGACAACAGCUCAAUAUUCCACAUCCGUCACAACAAAACGAAAAAUGGUAGCAGUCUGAAGAGUUGUGAUAGGGUGAGGCAGAGUGGGCGUGGCAUCUGGCUCCUCCCAUCGCACCCUUCCGAUUCUGGACUUUACACUUAUGUUUUCAGGGGAGAUACAUUCUGCUUCACUGGAAGUAUUUUCAUAACCAUUUAUGAGGCAGAGGAACCCAGCAAGACUGUAAUGCCCUAUGCUGCACAUGCAGGAGAGGAUACAAGAAUUAUUUGCCCCUAUUUGAAAUAUUUCAAAAGGGCAGAAAAUCCAAAGUGGUACAAGGAUUUCCAGAGCACAGCUCUUUCUGUCGAUAAAGGACGGUACACAAUUGAGAGAGAAAUAAUAUUGACCAUCAAAAACAUAUCAAUGAAAGAUCAGGGCUUCUACACUUGUAGACUAAGAGUGAUUAUCAACAAUACUCAGUACAAUGUGAGCAGAACCUGGAGAGUGUCAGUCACAGACCUUUCUAGCUCUGCACCUGUAACCUCUGAAAACCACAAAGCUUUAGCACCAUCAAGGGAUUUAUUUCCUUAUAUUAUCUUUCCUCUUAAUGGAUUCCUGAUCAAAAGUCACUGUGGUUCACGGUUGGAGAUUCCAUGUACAGUGUCCUUUGGAAACCAAUCAGCUGAGUCUACAGAAGUGACAUGGGUGAUUGAUGAGACAUCAGUGGAGAAUUCUUAUCUGGGUGAACGUGCCUUCCAGACAGAAAAGAAAAUCUUAGCCAAUCACAUUGAGGUGAAGCUGGUUAUCCUCCAGCUGCAAGAAGAGGACAAUGGAGCACAAUUAAAGUGCAUCAGUCAAAACCAGGCCCAAAAACAGGAAGUUGUUGCUCAAAUAAAAGUGGAAGUUCAAGACUCAAAGUCUUUGUGGUUGCUGGUAGCCAUGGCCCCCUGUUUUAUCGUUGUUGGGUUUGUUUUUCUGUAUCAUUUGUGCCAAAGGCCAGAGAAGCAACAUGAUUAUGUUCUGGCUUCACAAAAUAUUGUCAUUUAAAAAUUCUACCUGUAACUGUGUAAGUCUCUGUAACUGUUCGUGAUUCUGUCAUCUUGAUCUGUUUUGUUGCAUUACCUUCAUGUUUUUUUAAGGUUUGGUGUCCCACUUCUUGUCCUUUAUUCACAGCUAACUGUGAUUGUUUACAGAUGUUUCUGCUAUCGUUGUAUGUUUCCAUUUUGUGCUAUUGAAGGCAGUGGCUGCUGGUGCUAAAGAUUUUUUGGGGGCGCACACAAACUGUGUAAUUACUGUAGUAAUGCAGGACUGUAAAUAGCCAUUUAUCAGGUAAUGAAUAUCAUCAUUACUGCUUAGCUAAAAUGCUGAAAAUGUUACUGUUGAAGUCAACUUUUAAAGCAUGAAAUAAAU